Messenger RNA from Adelges cooleyi (spruce gall adelgid), 2696 nucleotides. RefSeq lists its product as uncharacterized. The transcript has 14 exons. The record is from RefSeq and is a predicted model, not a curated record. NCBI's taxonomy places the organism in Eukaryota, Metazoa, Arthropoda, Insecta, Hemiptera, Adelgidae. Bases 322 to 2514 code for a protein of 730 amino acids.
UUGUGUUCAUUUAGUCGAGUUUAAGAUAAAUACGAAUUUGUUAGCUCAGUUUUAAAUAUAUAAUUUAUUUUAACGCGGUAUACCGAUUUAUAGUGAAUUAUUGAAAAAAGUUUACCAUUGUUAUUAUUAUUAAGUUAUGUGAUAUACGUGACCAUUAAUCAACCAGACGAUUAAGAGCUGAGAUGAAAUUACACUGACUUUGCUCAUAGAUGGCUGGCAGGAUGAAAAUCGCAUGUAAGCUGAUAAACGAACUCACCACAAAAUGAUCCUCGUCCGACGAGUACCCGAAGACCCGCGAUAACGUAUUAUACUUGGAGUACAAUGUCUGAGAACCGUGAGUACUACGAAGAAGAAAUUGAACGAGAGCGACGAAACCGACAUUCAACUGCGUCCAAAGAAUAUUGUUGCGCUCUAAAGAAUUACAAUAAUCAACAAAAACAAUUGAAACAAGUGGCGGAAGUAGUGAAAAAAAUAGCCACCGGUCCGGAAUGGUAUCAAGAGUUGUCACCCCAGCAGAACUCUAUUCUGUGUAACUUGAAAGAGAACUUGCAGUUGGACUACGAAGAAGGCAAGUCCGGACGAACGAGAAAGUCUCUCAAGGCACUUGGGAUCAGCACGUUCAUUCCGCAAGUUGUGAUCGCUGAGGCUCUCGUUGCCAGUAAACUUUACCCAAUCGACUUCCUGUUUGAAAUUAAAAAAUACCUGGAUCAAAAGACAAGCACACUGAACGCUGAUCCAUCGAACACUCGACAACGCCGACUUUAUACGCCCCAAGAACGCAUUUUGAUGUCCAGUAUAGUGUUUUUGGCGUUCCCGUGUCUCAUCAAUAAGCUCGAGUACUGUCUCGAUGAACCCGUAGCCGAUAAAGAAUUGUCUUAUAUCUCUCUGCCGAAACAGAAAAAAUGGAAGGCUAACCCUUUGUCUCCGUAUUUGGACGUUAAUCCGGAACCCACGGCGCCAACGACUGAAAUCGAUAAAAUCAAGUGGCACAAUGCUAAAUUCAAAAGUCAAAAGACCCGUAAGGCAUACAUGACUAAGAAGAAAGAGCAAAUUCAGCAGAUAAAGAUCGACGUCGAGAGGAAGACCACCCUCAAAAUGCGUAUCAAGUACCCUGAACAUCCUUUGGAGAAAAUGUUUUACAAGCCACCUGUGGUAAUGGACUUCAGAGAGCCGUCAGUCAUAGACCACGAUGGAUUAAAGAAGACAAAGGACAUCGAGUGGCUGGCUGACCAAGAAAAACCGACAGUGGACGCCGCCGACGACAGCCGACGAUUGGCCGCCCAGCAAGACGCCACCGAAAUCAGCGAGACACAAUCGCCUCAUCAAUCGCUCAUAGAAGACGAAAACGAGACGCCGGACGACUAUGGUUGGCUCAACCGCGAGAUGGCGGCUCAUUACUCCAUGGACGACCUGAGCGAGACGUCGGAAAACAUACCGUUGAGCUUUGAGGACGCCACGGCAAUUACGGCCAACGUUCUACCAUCCGAGGCCAGCGCAACCGUCAAUGUAGUUGUGGCACCGGCGGGAACACCAGAAACCGUGUGCCAACCGCCGCACGUUGUCACCACCGCCGGCAUUUUGUCGGCCGACGAAAAAAACAAUCAUAAAGCAGUUAAUCUGUCCGAUCAAAACCCUGUACUGUCCGGCAACCAGGACAGCCGCCUGUCGCAAGCCGAAGCCAUGUUGCUGCGAAUAUUCCAAGAAAAAAGUGGCGACUGCAAAAAUGUCCAACAGUUCCAGAAGCUGCAAUCAAACGAAAAGGAUACCGUGUUGACCAGCCAACUAGCCACAGCUUCGCGAACUGACAAAGAAUCCGAAUUUCGGGAUAGAAUAGAAAGAGAUAAGCUCAACGUGCUGGAACUCAAGCCGUCAUUAGCUGAAAUAACUAAAGCGUCUACUUUUCACAAAGAAAAUAAUGAAAACAAUAUUGAAGAUGGGGUAAAUGAAGAAGUAAAAAUCGAUAAAGUGCUUCAAAUGUUACGCAACUUACCAGCAUGGAAACAACUAAAAGCUGUGCUACGGUUUUUGGCAAUUCUCGGUGAUCCAAUAGCUAGUUUCCCAGAACUAACUGAAUUGCGUGCCCUAAAGAGGUGGUACGAGAUCCGGAUCAACAAAGACAGAUAUCUUACACGAAAAAAAAAACUGGAUCUCAUGCUAAAGUCUAUAGAAGCUUGGAACAAACCCAGACCGAAAGCUACUAACGUUCCAAUUCCUUCAAUGCCUUAUCCGAUUAAAAAUUCUUCACAUAAUGAAAAAGUCACAUGGAAUCAAGUGGAGGACGCGAAACACAAAAUAGAAGUUGCAAAAAAAGAAUACAUCACCAAAGUGAAAGAGCUGGCGAUCGACAACGCUAGGGAACUAUAUCCGACCAUGGAGUGCAUUUACUUCAAAAGCAAGGUGAACAGAAAUUUCAAACAAACUUUCUACAAUUACUACCCGGCCAAAGAAGACGAUUGCUUAGACAACGUGUUGGGUACAAUACAUGAGAUAAGGAAGCCAACGGCCGAUACUUAAGCUACGUUUAUCGUUUUGGGCAUAAUUCGACACACUAAACAGGCUUGACAUUCAGCGUAAUUAUUAGCAAAAUAUCGAGAUAAAAAUUAUAAUAAUAAAGAAACGUACGUCUUUAUACUGUAAAAUGAUCCUCAACCGAUUUUGAGAAUUAAAUUAAAAUAAAUUGUUACGUUAUAUUUGUG